Diorhabda sublineata is the source of this 4167-nucleotide messenger RNA. RefSeq lists its product as uncharacterized. Gene Ontology annotation, molecular function: isomerase activity; carbohydrate binding. Gene Ontology annotation, biological process: carbohydrate metabolic process. The record is from RefSeq and is a predicted model, not a curated record. Lineage: Eukaryota; Metazoa; Arthropoda; Insecta; Coleoptera; Chrysomelidae. The transcript is spliced from 6 exons. The coding region runs from base 292 to 1125 and encodes 277 amino acids.
GUUUCUGUUUUUUGUAUACAGAUGAAAAACUCAUCAUUUGAGCUUCUGCAUAUUUAGAUCGUUAGAUGCCAUUUGUGAGUGUAUUUGUAUUAUAUAGCAGGUGGUGGUGCAGCGACUUGUUUUUACACUCUAUAUUAUUUUUUUCACUACCGACAGAGGGACUUAACACCUGUGGUGUGUCCGCGCAGGUAAUACCGCGGAAAUUGUGAUUUUAAGUGUAGAAACACGUAAACAUCGAGCAUCAGCAUCUUUCAGCCGGCUGAAGCAGGCUUGUGGCUAAAAAAAACGGUUAUGGCAGCUACUAGUGUGGUAGUCUUAGAUAGGGGAAAUAAUACUACCUGCACUAUUAAUCUACAUGGUGCCACUGUUGUUUCAUGGAGAGUUAAUAAUCAAGAACAACUAUUUGUAAGCAAACAAGCAGUGUUUGAUGGCAAAAAGGCAAUAAGAGGUGGCAUACCAUUUGUUUUUCCUCAAUUUGGACCUUGGAAUUUUGGUCCUCAACAUGGUUUUGCUAGAAUUGUUAGGUGGAACUUGGAAAAAGCACCUGAAAGACUGCCAAGUGGAGAUGUAGAGGCUGUAUUUUCUAUUAUGGACACAGAUUUUACUAGAUCCAUGUGGAAUUAUCCGUUUCGACUGACUUAUAGACUGAUACUCCGAGAAAAAGAAUUACACUUCAAUAUUGCUGUAUAUAACCCAAGUAAAGACUUGACAUUCAGUUUUAAUAUGUUGCUACAUACAUAUUUUAAAGUUCCAGACGUGAGACGUUGUCAAAUUACAGGAUUACAAGGCUGUACUUUUGUGGAUAAAACAAGAGAAGGUGCUAUAUAUCAAGAGGCAAGAGAUGUUGUAACCAUUGGAGAAUGGACUGAUAAAAUCUACCAAAAUACUCCUCAAGAGCAUAUAAUAACCAAUGUUGUGUCUGGUCGUAAGAUGCGUAUUCAGAAAUAUAACUUCCCAGAUACAGUAAUUUGGAAUCCAUGGGUGGAUCAAGCUAAAGAUAUGUCAGAUUUUGGUGAUGACGAAUAUCCCAAUAUGGUCUGUGUAGAAGCUGGACAUGUAUCUAGUCCAGUAAUUCUCUUACCAGGGACAGCAUUUGAAGCUAGCCAAAUUCUACAGGUUAUGUGAAUACGACAGCAACCAUACAACUGCCCUAUCUUGUCCAUCAGUUUCUUAUAUUAUUAUGAGUAGUAGAGUAGUGUGGAUGUGUUGGUUAAACUGGUGAAAUCAGAUAUUUUUCUGUAUGAUUAUAACACUUUUUUAUCUAUAUAAAAUACAAUUAACAGGGUAAGUGAAAAGCGUCAUAUUUAUUUAAUUUUUACAUGAGAAAUUUUUUUAUUUAGUCAAUUUAAAACUUGAACAGAAAUUGUACAAUAAUUUUUAAAAACUGAAUGCUUUUACUUAUUCUGUAUGUUGGUAUACCCAGUUCUAAUAAUUAGUUGAUGGGAAAAUUGCAUUUUUAAUUGUUAGUUUUCAAUUAUUCAACGUUGGAAGGUACAUUGUAAAACAAUAUAUAUAUUCUACUUAUUUUUUAUGUGAUGGAUGUGAAAAUGAAUUGGUAAAUAUCUAAAUUCCAAUAUUUUAAUUCAAAUUAAUUUAUUAUAUAUAUUUACGAUACCAAAAUGUAUACUCUUUGGUAUUUUACACAACCCCGCAAUAAUCAUCUUUGUAUUUAUAUAUUAAUUUCUUAAUUAUUAGACCUUUUUCAAUAUGUUUUUGUUAAUAAUCCACUAAACAUUACUUUUUAUAUUUCGACCUAAUUUUGCUAUUUAUCAAAAUAUAUUUAUUUCUAUUGAGAAAAGUAAUUACAUUUAAAAGAGGUCAAAAAUCAAGUAGAUUUAACAAAAACAUGAAAAAAGGUAUAAGAUAUUUAAGAAAUAUAUACUGCACACUGAACUGUUCGAAAAGCUAUUUUACUCUUAUUGUGUCCAUCUCCUAUUAAAUAUAAUAUCACAGAAUUUUCAAGAAGACCCCGUUAUUUUAGAGAAACAUAAAACAAAGCGGCUGAUGCGAGCAUUUGUCUUUCUAUGAUUCCUCAAAUUUACUUCAUAGUAUUUUAGUCAGGAUUAUGUUUGUAUUUACUUAACAUCAUCAAAAUAUAAUGUAACAAUAUUGUCUGAUAUUAUCACAAAGUACUACGGAAUAUAUUUGUGCAAUUUCAAACAUUUGCAAAAAAAAAUCUGUCUAUGUUAGUUGCAGAGCAUUGUCAACAUAAUAAAAUCCUAAGAUCGACUGUAAGUAGCAUUUUGAAGUAGUAAAAUCCGGGCUCAUAUGACAACACACAACUUUUGUGACAUAAAUUUUUAGUUUGGUUUAAUAACAAUUUUGCAAUUAUAAAAAACAAAAAAUUGGCAAAUCAAAACUUUUAAAAAGUGACAAUAGUAUAUAUAGAAUUUGUAGAUACUAUAUCAUUUUAAUCAAAAUUAUUGGUUUAUAAUUGCGCUAUAGUUCACCUGGAAAAUAUUAAAAUGUAUCAUACAUCAAAAAAUGGUAAAUAGUGAGUCACUUUUUGUGCAGUCAGUGUUAUAGAUUCAGUGAAAACUUUCAUUAUGAAAUUUUAUUUUCAAUUAUCCAAAUUAAAUGUAUUUAUUGAAAAGAGGUUGAGAGGAAGGUACCGACUAUAUCCUGUAGAAAAUUCUUUGCCCAAAAAUAAGUUUGCAUUAGAUUGGUAUAAUCUAUCAUUCAUAAGAUAAAAUUUGUGUCAAAUAUUUUAGAACAUUUUUAUAUUAAUUUUUUCAUAAUCGCCCAUAGCCACUUCAUGGAAAGAUAAUUUUUUAGUUCUAUUAAUAUGCGGAGGUCUGAAAGACAAAUUCAAUUUUGUGUGGUUAGAAAUUUUGUUAAAUAAAAUAGAUAUUAAAAUUAUAAAACAUUAUGCUGCUCAAAUUGUAGGUAAUUUUAUGGAAAUAAGAUUUAAUAAUAAUAAAAUAGACAACGAAAUGUGAAAUUUUAGAAUUAAAAAGGUAGAUAAGUUAUUAAAAACUUUAUUAUAUAUGUAUGAUCUCUUUGUAUUACAAAAUAACACAAUUUUAUUGUUUUUUCAAUUGAUAAAUAUACAAAGUCAAAAUUCUUGGACCCCUAUAUUUUGAUUAAAGAUUUUUUUUUUGAAAACUAUUAAUGAUGUUCCAUUUACCCUUUUACUCUCUGAAAAUUAUAGGAUGGGUCCGAGAAUUUUCAUGAUAUAUGUGCAUCACAUAUAUUUAUUUUUCAUUGUAAUAUACAUUUACCUAUCUGAUAUCAUCGGUAAUUAAAAAUUUAGUUUUUGUGUCUACACUAACUUUUUUUAUAUUUAUUGAUAGUUUUACUCAUUUUUAUUUGAAGCUGGUCUAUCCCCAGUAAGUGAUAAAUAUAUAGACGUAGCAAUAAAAUCAACAUACAAAUGAAUAAAAAAUACGUAAAAAUAAAGAGUUUUAGGUAGUCUGUAGACACGCACAAUCAAUAAAAUAGUACAACCGAAAUUAUAUCUUGUUAUUCAAAUUAUUGAAUGAUGUGUAGAAACCCAAUAUUUCUGUCAUAAAUCAGUCAUUUUAAGAAUUAUCAAAAUAUUCCAGAUAUUUUUAUUAAUAUCAUUUUUUAGUGUCUCUACCAAUGAAGCAUAUAUGGGAGUAGCUUCCACCAUUUACUAGUGGUAGAAGUCUCCGUUUUAUGAAUUCUGUACAUUCGAUCAUAUAUUUGAGUAAAUAUGUAAUUUAUAUAUAUCAUUUACUACUAACUUUUAGGUGCUGAUCUAUCAUCCACUCUCCAAAAAUUUAUCUUUAUCAAAAAAAUAACUUACAAAUUGUUACUAUAAGUUUAUACAGAUUAUAAUUUUUCUUCUUUGCAGUCUGUUCAAAUUUUACACAAAUAAUGACUGAGUGCUAAGUCCUAUUACAAGAAAAGAAAUUUGAAAUUCUUUGUUUUCUUGUAAAUUUGUCGCAGACUCUAUUUUAGACGAUCUAGUGAACAAUAGUUUAGUAAAUUAUUAUAAUAACUUGAAUGUCUUCUCUGUGGUGAAACACAUGCAGCUCAAGACACUAGCCUUAUGUCGUAUACGACUGGUAGCAUUAUAGUUAUAUGGUUAUUGUAAUUUCUAUUUUUUGUGCAAUAGUAAAUCGUUUGUCAAGUUAUAAUUCAAUAACUGUAACUUAUUAUUAGGUGCUGCUUUUUAAAUAAUAAAAUUAUAAUCGAAAUAAA